Messenger RNA from Procambarus clarkii (red swamp crayfish), 903 nucleotides. RefSeq lists its product as uncharacterized. Gene Ontology annotation, cellular component: extracellular region. Gene Ontology annotation, molecular function: chitin binding. NCBI's taxonomy places the organism in Eukaryota, Metazoa, Arthropoda, Malacostraca, Decapoda, Cambaridae. The record is from RefSeq and is a predicted model, not a curated record.
CCAGUCACCAUGAGAGCUGCCGCCGCUGUCUGUAUAUUGGGAGCGUGUGUAGUCGCAGGCUUCCCCCAGUCGCCCAGAGGCCGCUCCCCCCAGGCCUACAGAGACCCUCCCCAGGCCUACAGAGAGCCUCCCCAGGCCUACAGAGAACCCCCCAAGACCUAUCAAGAGGAGUCAAGGUACCCGGCCCCCGAGACGGAGACCUACCAACAGCCGCCCAAGUACCAGAAGAAGUACCAGGUCGAGGAGGAGGAGGAGGAGGAGUACGAUGACAACGUCAACACAAUCCCAGGGGAGCCAGGGAAGGACUACCCGGUCCACGCCGUCAUCCCCGCCAGCAGCUUCUCCUGUAGGGGCAAACUCCCGGGCUUCUACGCCGACGAAGCCUCCAGCUGUCAGGUGUGGCACUACUGCAAGACUGACGGUCUGAUGGAGUCGUUCCUGUGUCCCAAUGGCACCAUCUACAACCAGGCCAACCGGGUGUGUGAGUGGUGGUUCAACGUCCGCUGUGACUCCGACACCAUCGCCAAGCAGGAGAGGGUCAACGAGGACCUGUACAUCGUGCCCUCCCCCAAGCCUGACCAGGAGUACCCAGCAGUGCCGGCCAAGUACUCCCCUACCAGGUCCCAGUACACCCCAGAGCGCCAGUACGACUCCGACUCCCAGUACCAACAGCCAUCCUACGACCAGUACCAAGACCAACAUGCGUUCUAGUUCACGCACAAAGUAUUAUUAAAUACUAUGAUAUAUUGUUAUUAUUUUAAGACUUAUAAUCGUACAGAGCUUGCUGGAUAUUGUGCCUUCAACAGCGUAUACGAAGUUGUCUGUGCGUUGGUACACCACACGCCAGAUUCACCAAGCAGUUACGCAAGUACUUACGAACUUGUACAUCUUUCCUCAAUCUUU